CAUUCCAUCUGCAUGAUGACACCACAUCCCACCGCUUCACUGCCUUUUCCUUUUUCUUUCUUUUUUUUUUUCUCUAAAAUUGUAUUUUGAGGACAACCGAAAGUAGAACGUGUUCUGGGAGUGGCUGUAUAUGAUCUACUCAGUGGCCAAAGUGGGGAGAACAGCAGAAGGGGGAAGACAGAGCGUCUGCUGCUGAAGGGAGCAAAGACUGAGGGCUGCAGGAUGAAGACCUCUGGAGCCUGUAUACUGCUGUGUCUUUUAGCACUUUCUUUGUCCCCAGCUGACUGGUAUCCAUGGGUGGUACACGGGCAAGAACUGGAAACUGUAACUGGUGAUCUUAACACUGACUUUCUCAUCAGCACCUCUGCUGCAGCUGUAACACCACCUGUCCUUCUUAGCCCUGUUCAAUCUGACACUGAAACUACAACGGCUGCAUCAGAUUGUCGUGAAGAGCAGUUCCCUUGCACUCGCCUCUAUUCUGUUCAUAAACCAGUGAAGCAGUGUAUCAGCUACCUCUGUGUUACCAGUGUGCGUCGCAUGUACAUAAUAAACAAGGAGGUGUGCUCUCGCAUUGUCUGCAAGGAGAAUGAGGUCAUGCAAGAUGAGAUCUGUCGCCAGCUGGCUGGCCUUCCUUCUCGACGUCUCCGCCGCUCUGGGCAGCCCCUGAACCUCCCUUGCAGACAACUCCUGGACCAGCAGCGCAGAAGGCCUGAUGCUCUGUAAGCUACCAAUAGUAGAAGAGAAGAAGGAAGGGAAAGAAGAGAAAUCAUCAUCCACCCAGAAAAUCCACUGUGUACAACCCAAGUCCCACUUGCCUGUGGUGAUUCCCCACCAUUUCCUUGCUGCUCUGCCUUCCCCCACAUCCUCUUCUUCAGGUACUGCAGUACACAGAGUCCCUCUCUCCUAUUCUGUCGUGGUGGCUGCUGUCACCCGCUACAUCUGUUGCUGAUGAUGUGGCAUGCUCCCUUUUCUCCCAAACUCUAUUUUGCAGGCCAUGAUCAGCUCAUUUCCCAGGGGUCCUUAUAACUGUGCUGCAUCUUCUCUUGCUUUACCCCUGCAGAGAGACCAGAACGGGGACAGGAUGUAGUCCUCUCCUGUUGUACAGAUGCCCUAAGCUGAGUCUCAGGUGGAGGAGCACAAGCCUUUAUGCCCUAGGACUCUUGGCCUAGGUUUCUUGCAUGGCAUCAGUAUGAGUUCUGAUAUACUUAAUCAUCCUUAGCCUCUCCAAUCCUCCUGAACCACUGAGUUUGCAGUGCGGUAGCACAGUGGUAGCUUUCUCCUGUGUCUCCUGGCCUCAGAGAAGUGAAAGGACUGGGAACUGAGCUGUCCUCAAUCCAAGACAAACCUCAUUGUCCCUGUAUGGCAGCAGUUCAUUUAUAACUACCUCUGGGAAGUUCUUUGUCUCAAACCCAUUGCCUCUUUCACACAAAAAUAUUACCAAAAAGAAGAAUUCUGGAGUUCAUAUGGUAUAAUAUUUUUUCUCAAUAAGAAAAGGAGAUUAUGUUGAAACAACAUGCUUCCUCUCCUCCCUCCUCUCCUCUUCUACAUUUUAUUCUUCCCCUGCCAUUAAAUAAAUCUCUUGAUGCCCAUUCCAGGCAAAUUCCAGGGAGUAGGAAAUAGGGUGGCCUCAGCUUCUAAGCCCAGGAGAGCUCAAGAAGAAUGUGUGUGUCCUGCCAGAACUAGGAACUUGAUUCUUCUGGGCUGAAGGACAGGGCAGGAGGCAAUGAAUUAGCUUGUCCUGGUGACUUGUCUUGGUCUGACUAACUCCACCCUCUCCAGUUGCUGAGUCCGCUUUCAGUACCUCCAUUUGAGUUCCCACCUUCUGACAUUGGAGCUCCUGCACAAAGCAGAAAGGAGUCACAAACUGGGAAGGAAUGUGGGAGAAAAACCAUUGUCUGGGACCCUUGGGUUUACCUGUAGGUUCUGUGGCUGUGCUGUCCUGCACAGAGCCAGGUGCUGGUGGGGAGGUGGGCAUAUCUGCAGAUAAUAGAGAAUAAACACAGGAGAAGAGCUGGGAGAAGAGUUCAUUCUUCUAGCACUGGAUAUCUGGUCUGCUGGAGGACUUUGUUUUCCAGAUAUAUGGGCAUUUUUACUAUGAGAUUGGAUAGGGUAAGUGGGGAAGAACAGAGCUGUCUGAAGUGUCUUAAUCACUCUGCGUGACUCACAGUGGCAUGAUCACCCAUUCUGUGGGGCACCUCAGCUGAGCAGCUUAGCUCACCACUGCAGAAGGCGGGCUGAGCCCUGUUUGUAGGAUCUCUGACAAGCGUUUUUCCCAGCUCUAACAGAAAACCAGUUUGCUAGAAUAGGCAUUCAGCUCCUUCAUAUAAUACACCCUCCUGCAGAAUUUGGCAUUCAGCUUUACAGGAACAGCAGUCUGCUACACAGAGACAGAGUAAUACAAUACAGGGGGCAGUUUGCUGUGCAGAGGCAGAAUUCAGUUAUUUAAGAGCAGAACAAUGAAUGUAAGAGCCUCUCCAUAAAACUCAGAUUUCUGCUGUAUGCAGCAAGAGGCUGUGUUACAUCCUCUAUGUAGAGAAAGAUACCCCUGUGCAGAGGCAGAUUUGUUCUAUGUAAGGACAAGAUUGGCCACAGAUAGGCUAAAUUUCUCUGUAUCAAUCCAUUAUACAGGAGAAAGAACUCCAAGUUAUGCAGUGACUGGAAUUCCAUCCUAUACAUAGGGGCAUAGUGCUCCUACACAGAGAACAGUGCUGCUCUUGAGGACUUGAAACUCAUGAGACUAGGGGUGGAGGAGGAAUUUCUUUACACUGAGAAUAUGCAAUAUCCCUGUAAAGAGGAGGGCACUGCAAGCUUGAUCUCAAAGCCAUUCAAGUCACUGGCAGCCACUAACUUCUAUGGUGAGAGCCUUGUGGAGCUUGUCUGUGUGGAGCAAGGUAGGGUGGAGAUGAGAUAUUAGGAGCUCUUGGAAAUUGGGCUAGACCAAGUCUCCGCUCUGUACUUAGGGUUGAAUAUAAGCUUAUAUAGAUAUAGAUAUAUAACUGUAUAACAUAGCUACUGUACAGUAUAUAGAAAUUUAUCUUUCAUACAGUUUGGAGAAUGGUUAGAAAUCUUUCUGCUGCUUGCUUCCAGCAGAGACAGCAAGAGGCAUUCCUUCCCAGGAGAACACUGUUUUAAUGCUAGAGUCCAUAUAAUGCACACAGAAAUUAUUAAAAGAAAAUUUAUUUCCUGUUGUUACUGGCAACUCUCAUGUGUUUGGGUUUAUUUGUCUCUAGCUGUAUUUCCUCCAGAUUUGUGGGCAGACUUGACUGCAGCCUGAAUCUAUACUCCUUGCUAGCUAGUCCUGGGCUGCCAUCCCCUGCUUCACUCCUGGAUCACAGGCCUUUCUGGGAGACUAUUAUUUUUUCUAGAGUUACAGAUAAUUGCCCUCAGCAUUUUCUUUUCCAGGGGUGGUUGUGCUAGGUUUUCCAAACAGUUGAUAGCUGCUGAGCAUAGGGAUAACUCCUCCUAGCCCAUGAGAUUCAUGCUGAGAACACAUCUCGCUGAGGAUGUGCCCUGCCUUUCUGGUGGAGAAUUACCAUCUCCAAGUAAGAUGGAAAGAUGACUGAAGUAAAACAAAAGCUGUGAUACGUCAUCUCAUAACUGAAGAAGAAGUUAUUCAGUAGAGCUCAGAAAUAAUGAUAACUGAAAAAUCCACUGACCGCAUUAAAAAUUAUACAUCUAGGUCAAGAGGAUUAUGAAAAACUGAGCUGCAUUUAGAUGGCAUUUCUAGAACAAAAGUGGCUGUGGCCCAAAUUACCUUUAAACUGCUUCUAACAGUGGCCUAUAGUUCUUCAGGAUUGAAGCAUGCAACGGACCUCAUUGCACAACACUAUCCCUUAGAAUCAGUGUUUCUUCCUGGCUAAUGCUGCUGCGUUCCUAUCUCAGAGUAGUAUAAUAAUAACAGCCUCAGUCAGACUGGCCAUAGAUGUUGCUCCCAUUCACACAUGCCUGAUCCUGCUUUGACUCAUGAGUUCUUGUAAUGUCCUGGUAUCAGCACAUUCCACAGGCUGUGUGAGCAGAGCACAACAUGUUAUCUGGUUUAACACCGUUGUCUUUUUCAGUUUAUUCAUCCCUUCUCUUAUGGUACUGAAGGCCACAGAGAGUCUUCCUCAUCUUCAUUAGCAUUUAUCCCGUGUAUUGAUUUAAAUCCUUCACCAUUCCAACCUCAACAAUCUUGGUGCUGAACUUCCUAUCUCUGGACAUUUCCCAUUCUCAGUACCCUGCUUGUGGUGCCUUCUCUUGUAAACUGGGGAAAUAGUUUUAAACACAGUUCCAGCUAGGUCUAUUUCUUAUAAGGUGUAGCUAGCUACAAAGAAUGGUGCCAGAGUCCUAUUUUAGAAGUGUGACCUAGAGUUCAUGGUUGAUUUUCAUAAACUUUUCUAACUUGGAGCUGAAGUUACAUGGCCUUCAAGUCACUUCCCACACAAGGACUGUUUUUGCUCAUUUUACUGUCACCCUUCCUGGUUACCGAUCAGUGUUGUCAGUUUCAAGGCUGCUGCAGCCAGUGCUCUUGUGCCUGGCCCCCAGUCUGAAGUGGUACCUUGCUUUGCUAGGCAUAGGGAGCUGGAGUUCCCCCCCUGAAUGGGAGCCAAUGACACAGAGAGGUGCUGCACCCAGAAAGCAAGGGGAGUUCAGCCCUCCCAUUUCUUCUCCUCUUCUUUGCUCUCCACCUUUAUUUCUCACAUCCUCUUCUCAGUCUUUCUUCUCUGUUCACAUGUUCAUCUCAGAGGAACAAGGUGAGGAGGACUGAGGUGGGGUGGAUGCUCAACGAGGUGGCAUACAGCAGCCCCAGGUGGGAUUGGGAGUAGUGCUUGGCCCAUGCCAGCACUCCUUUUAUCUUGCACUCUGGUUCUCAUGCACUGUGGCUCUCUAAGCUGUAAAGCUCAGGGGAUUUUCCAAAGGGAAGGACGUGGCCAGUCAGAGCAGAGAUGGGAGAAUAUCAGUAUAGGUCACUUAUGCACAGUGAUGGUGUGUGUUAAGGGGUAGGCUCCAGGUUACACGAGCAAAGUAGGAAAGGAGGGAAGUAUUUACCACCAACAUAUUCCACCCUUUGCUAUGCCACUGCUCAGCUCUUGCUGUGGGAAACCACAAGGAGGCUGUUGGAAAUGGCUGCCACGUCACAUGGAAGCUUCAUGUUGCAUAGAUCUUAUGCACAAGAACCCAGAGUGUGGACAAAGUGUGUUGUCAUCAGGUCUCUCAGCUUGGAGGGUUUCCUAAAGAGCAUGCUGCUGACUAGGGAAUGGGCUAGUCCUUCACAGAGGGGAGAGAUGCCUGCAAUCCAUCCAAGAAGAGCACCUCCAUUACAUAAAGAAUAGCUUUAUUGACAUCACAAAGGACUUUAGAUUUUUAAGGUGCGUGAUUCCAUAACAUUUACUCCUGCUUCACAUGGUCUGACAUUGUUUGACCAACUGAGAAUUGCAUUGAGUGUGCAAUUCUCCUUAUGUGUCCAGUAGUGAACAGUGCCUUUGAUAGGGGCAAAGGAGAUCUGAACUCUGCUUCUGUAUCUGCUCUUCACCUUCCUGCUCUGUGAUCUUCAGCAUAUUGCCUCAUUUCUCUCUGUUUCCUCCCAUCCUUUGUCCUUUUAAUUGUAACAAGCUGGAAUAAAACCCCACAAAAUAAAGAGUUAGAUUUUAGUCCUUUAAGGAAAACUAUUAAAAAACAUGUUUGAAAUGACAAGAAUGAAUACAAUUGUCUAUUUUUGCUAUUAACCUAUUUUUUUCCAAAUAAAAAUGUUUAAAACCAAUGUAAAUGAAAUCAGUUAAAAUGCAAGCUGCAUGUACUUGCUGCCAGUGUGUUGAAGUGUCUCAAACAACUGAACUGGUGAAAGUUAUCAGCAGAGCAGAGCUUGUAAAUACUCUUUUCAGAAUGCUGUUUUGAGCAUUUUAAUAAGAUUUCAAUUUCCAUCCAAAUACAACUUGUCACAAAUUAGACAUUAACAAAAAGCUGUAAAAAAUAAACAUAUGUAAUUCAAUGUGUCUAAAUAAUAAAAAAGGCAGAACUCACCUGCUUAAAUGUAAGAAUAAAUGUACAUGAAACUGUACAUUUUCUGAAAUAAAUGUCUAUAUCGAGAUAGUAUACCUUCCCAGUUAGGAUCAUAGAUAAAAUUAUGUGGAAGUUAGCGAACAGGUAACUUCAAAGUUAAUUAGGACCUUAUCCAGUUGAGUUUUGAAAAAUCUCCAAGUCCACGACCUCCCUAGUUGCCUGUUCCAGUGCUGCAUCACACUUAAGAAGGAGUAUAUUUUCCUUACGUCAAAUCAGAAAUUCCUUUGUUGCAGCUUGUGUCUAUUGCCUCUUCUCCUUUUGCUGUGUCCUCUGAGGAGAGUCUGGCUCCAUCUUUCUUGCAAUCCAGUUAUAGAUAGUGGAAGAAAAUAGCAGAAAGGAACAUCAUAGUUCAUAUGAUGCUUAUGUUUAAUUGCAAAUCAAGGAAUUUAAAAGAUUAUUAAUUAAGUUUAUGUUCCUUUGGGGAAAUUGCAAAAAAAAAAAAAAAGAAAGAAAAUCAAUGGUUCAAUUCAUGGAUGUACACACAGUUUCCCUGGGGCAGGGACUCUGCAUGUGCUCAUACAGCAUCUCUCUUAAGAAGAGUUUUCCUCUACUUGCUUACUUCUUCUUGCAUUAUUACCUGCUUAACCUUAGCCACUUUGAAUUUCUAUGCCUUGAUUGUGCCAGCCCUGGGUUUCACUACUGGGCUCUUCACUGCCUUUUGAGGCCUGUCAGCUUUCAUCUUCUUCAGGCUCUUGAUUGCUUUCUUGGCCACAGUGGCUGCCAGUUUCUUGGCUUUCCUUGGGAUCUUCACAGCCACAGCUAUCCCAGGCUUCUUGGCUGUGCCGAUCAUCGGUCAGGUGCUCCUUGAUCUUCACUGCUUUCAUAGCACCUUCACCUUGGCUUUUUGCUGAGCUUAAAGGAGCCAGAAGCACCAAGUUCUCUUGUGCUUUUCCUGUCCAGCGGGCUCCAGAGCCCCAGCCUGGUGCAGCUGUUGUUCUUCUUUAUUCCACAGUUUCCACUUUUUCAGAGUGGUGAGGUUGAGUUCUUCUGUGCUCCUGGGAAUCAGUCAUUGCCUUCAUACUCAAUCAGCUUAGUCACCCUGGUGACUGGAGGCUUGCAGGAUUUGGAUCCUUUUCUCACCUUCUUUGGCUUCUUAGCAGGUGUCUUAGAGGCAGGGGCAGCAGUGGCAGGUGCACCA
Molecule: messenger RNA, 7177 nt
Organism: Struthio camelus australis
Lineage: Eukaryota; Metazoa; Chordata; Aves; Struthioniformes; Struthionidae
Source: RefSeq, a predicted model, not a curated record